Messenger RNA from Pararge aegeria (speckled wood butterfly), 973 nucleotides. RefSeq lists its product as uncharacterized. The record is from RefSeq and is a predicted model, not a curated record. The transcript has 6 exons. Lineage: Eukaryota; Metazoa; Arthropoda; Insecta; Lepidoptera; Nymphalidae. The coding region runs from base 210 to 905 and encodes 231 amino acids.
GCAAUGGCAAGACUUUAGAGUUUCGUCAUCAUUGUGAACAGUGGCAAGUCGCAACUACGGUGUCAAUGUUGUUGAUCGUACAUGAUAUUGUAUGGAGUGUCUUGUUUAGAUUUGUUUUAACUUUGUGAUUGUAUAUGCUUAAGUACCAGUAAGUUAAGUAAGUAGUUUGUUAUAAACAACUUAGUAGACUUUUACAGUUGAAACUAAAAAUGUUACAAAAGCAAGCUGUUAAAAGAUGGUUCGAUUUCCGGUCCCAUCUACGGACGAAAUGUUUCAUCAUUGGAUACUGGCAUCUGAUCGCCAGUUUAUUUAACAUCUGCAGUCACUUGAUCAUCGUUUACAUCUUAACCGGCGGUUAUCAGUGUGAAAUAAGCAAAGCGAGCCUCCGCGCUGUACAAUGGAGUUGGUUGGAGCCGGUUUUACUGAUCAUAAACUUUGGAGCCCACGGCUUUUACUCCUUCCCUCUUAUAUUCAACUAUCAUCAGACUCAGUCUAUCCAAUAUCUGCCGAUAGUAGAAAACAAUGCUCCGUGCUAUCCAGCGAUGUCACACGUAGACACGAAUGAAAUCAUGUACUUUCUAAUUAAUGUUCUGUGGCUUAAGUUUACUACGUCUUUUAUUACUGCUGUUCAUGAGAAAACUCCAGGACCGAUGGUUACGUUUUCCGCCGCGACCGCUGUUAAAGCUGUCAUCCAGUUCGUGAACUUUGGCGUUCAGUCGUCGUACAAUAACGGAUUACUGGAUAUACUAUACAAAAUUGUGGAUGUCUGCCUCAUAAUAAUGUUCCUGAUAAUAAUAAUCGAAUACACAAAAGAAUUAAAAAAGCAAAAUAAUUCUAAACUAUCACCAGCACUUGUUGAAAACCUUUUGGAUGGUUUCAAAGCACAGGCUGGGGAGAAAAUGUGAAAGCCAUUUGUAUUAGACGAGAAAACGACAUCUCUGGGAGAAAGUAAACAAAAGUUUUAAUAUAAAUG